Pteronotus mesoamericanus is the source of this 1737-nucleotide messenger RNA. It is a transcript of the gene RCCD1, whose product is annotated as RCC1 domain containing 1. The record is from RefSeq and is a predicted model, not a curated record. Bases 21 to 1265 code for a protein of 414 amino acids. The transcript is spliced from 6 exons. NCBI's taxonomy places the organism in Eukaryota, Metazoa, Chordata, Mammalia, Chiroptera, Mormoopidae.
GCAGAGAGCGCUGCGAGGGCAUGGCCGCGGAGCGCCGCGGCUCCUGGUUCGGCUUCGGUUUCUGCGGCUUCGGGCAGGCGCUGGGCGCGGGCCACGGGCGGCAGGUGCACAGCCCCGAGCCGCUGUGCGCGCCGAGCGCGGGCGCAGACGUCUGCGGCGUGAGCGCCAGCUGGAGCUACACCGCGUUCUUGUGCCGUGAGUGCCGCCCCCUCCCAGCCCCGCCCCCGGCCACGUGUCCCCGCCUCCUGCUCAGCUGGCUCCCGGCUCCCUCAGGUGCCGGCCAGGUGCAGCUGUCCGGCUCAGUUGGUGGCACGGCAGACGGCUGCCGAGACGCGUGGGCCUCAGAGACGCUCCUCGUGGUGCUGCGCGACGGGCGGGGACCUGGGCCUGGGGCCGAGCUGCAGGCUUGGGCGCCCGGCUCGGCGCUGCGCGGGGAGCCCCUCUGGACCCAGACCGUGGUGUCGGAGGCCCAGCGGGAAGACCGAACGGGCGACGAUACCCGUGCCCGGCCGCUGCCCCUGCUGCCCGGCGCCCGCGCCUACGUGAGCCCGCUGCCUCCCCUGUACCGGCCUCUGGCCCCGGAGCUGCGGGCGCGUCGGUUGGCGCUGGGCACAGAGCACGUGUUGCUGCUGGAUGAGGCUGGCCAGGUGUACUCCUGGGGUGGGGGCAGGCAUGGACAGCUGGGCCACGGGACUCUGGAGGCGGAGCGGGAGCCCCGGCUGUUGGAGGCGCUGCAGGGCCUGCGCAUGGCUGAGGUGGCCGCCGGUGGCUGGCACUCCGUGUGUGUGAGCGAGACGGGGGACAUUUAUAUCUGGGGCUGGAAUGAAUCAGGGCAGCUGGCCCUGCCCGCCAGGAGCCUGGCCGGGGACAGCCAGCCCGCCCCAGGGCAAGCCACAGGACGGAGUGAACCUGGUUCUGACGCGACAGGUGCCGCCGGGGCCGAGGGUGGAGCCCCUGCCCCUUUCAUCGCCGUGCAGCCCUUCCCCGCGUUGCUGGAUCUCCCCCUGGGUUCGGAGGCGGUCAAGGCCAGCUGCGGGUCCCGGCACACAGCCGUGGUGACCAGAACCGGGGAGCUGUACACCUGGGGCUGGGGUAAAUACGGCCAGCUCGGCCACAAGGACACCACCAGCUGGGAUCGACCCUGCCGCGUGGAGUACUUUGUCGAUCAGCAACUCCAAGUAACGGCCGUGAGCUGCGGGCCCUGGAACACCUACGUGUAUGCUGUGGGGAGGGCGAAGAGCGGAGGUGUAUGGACAAAGGCAUGAAGCAUGUGCAGUGUAGUAAAAAUUUGUAAAGGUAACUAACACCUGUGAAACUCCCACCUGUUCAAGAAACACCGUUACCAAGCCCCCUAAAGGCCCUGUGUUGGCCCCUCCCCCCUCCCGACUUUGGAUAAUUUUUUCUUUUAAAGAUUUUAUUUAUAUUUAGAGAGGGGAAGGGAGGGAGAAAGAGAAACAGCAAUGUGUGGUUGCCUCUCAUGCACCCCCUACUGGGGACCUGGCCCACGAGCCAGGCCGGUGCCCUGACUGGGAAUCGAACCGGCGACUUGUCGGUUCACAGGCUGGUGCUCAAGCCACUGAGUGACAGCAGCCAGGGCAGAUUUUGUCUGCUUCUGUGUGGCUUCUGCGAGUCCUCUAAUAUCAGGUCACUACUCCACUUCUCUAGGAGAUCACUUCCUACGUUACAGGAAUGUCUAGUAUAUUGUACACCUGUAACAAUUUUCAAUGUCAAGUAUAA